AGCCAAGAAGAGGCUUCAAGUCAAGAACGCAGAGUGGCCAAGACGCACGUUUCCGCUGAGCUCCAUCAUUUUAAUAUAUAAUAGCACAACACACUGCUCCCAGUCGCACAUCCCCUGAUCUCACCCGACCUCUACCUUCUGCUUGCUUACCACUGCGGCAAGAAGAUAAUGGCGACUCGAGCUCUGCUGGCGCUGCGGGAGGCCUGCCCGUGGCGGACCCUGGCCGGCGCGGCGGCGGCCGCAGCGCUGCUGUGGCUGGUGGCUUGGUCGCUGGAGUGGGCCUGGUGGACACCGCGGCGGCUUGACCGGGCCCUCCGGGCGCAGGGCCUCAGGGGCACCAGGUACCGCCUCUUCACCGGCGACGUGAGGGAGGACGCCCGACGCAGCCGAGAGGCGCGGACGAAGCCGCUGCCGCUCGGCUGCCACGACAUCGUCCCCCGCGUGCAGCCCAUGUUCCACGACCUCGUGAAGGAGAACGGGAAAUUGUCAUUCUCUUGGUUUGGCCCGACGCCAAGGAUGAUGAUUCCUGACCCGGAGUUAGUGAGAGAGAUUUUGUCUUGUAAGUUUGGCCACUUUGGCAAACCGAAGACAGCUCGUGUCUGGAAGUUGAUAUCCAACGGGCUUUUUUAUCACGAAGGAGAGAAAUGGGCAAAGCACAGGAGGAUCCUCAAUCCUGCUUUUCACCAUGAGAAAAUAAAGCGGAUGUUGCCGGUAUUUUAUAUCUGUUGUGUCGAAAUGAUUACAAGAUGGGAAAAUUCAAUGUCGCAUGAGGGGUCUUCUGAGAUUGAGGUGUGGCCUGAGUUCCAGAAUCUUACUGGAGAUGCCAUCUCAAGAACCGCGUUUGGUAGCAACUAUCUGGAGUGUAGGAGAAUUUUCCAGCUGCAAGGAGAGCAAGCUCAACGCCUUAUACAGUCUUUCCAAACAAUGUUUAUCCCUGGCUAUUGGUUCGUUCUUCCCCUCCAACAGUAGCAAAACUUUUGUUC
Molecule: messenger RNA, 983 nt
Organism: Panicum virgatum (switchgrass)
Lineage: Eukaryota; Viridiplantae; Streptophyta; Magnoliopsida; Poales; Poaceae
Product: cytochrome P450 72A225-like
Exons: 3
Coding region: 169-969 (266 amino acids)
Molecular function (GO): monooxygenase activity; oxidoreductase activity, acting on paired donors, with incorporation or reduction of molecular oxygen; heme binding
Source: RefSeq, a predicted model, not a curated record